UGAACAAGCGCGAGUUUCGCGCCCGCCGCUUUCCUGCCAUGGGCACUGAGAGAUGACGCAUUUCGGGGGCAUCAAGUCUGCCUCAUUGUCGCAUGAGGAGGCCAUUCUGGCAGGAAUCGACGAACAUGGAUGCUGGGCGCUUGUCCACGCAUCCGAGGAGCUGCGACGAGAUGCAGAUUUCCUCCUUCGCGCAGUAGCCAAAGAUGGCGGCUGCCUGCGGUAUGCAGCCGACGAGCUUUGCGCGGAUGAGAAGGCUGCCGUUUCGCAGAACGGGCAUGCCAUGCGCUUUGCUGCCCCCUCCGUGCGGGCAGAGAGGCACUUUGCGUUGGAGUGCGUGAAAUCCAACAGCGAGGCAAUGCUCUAUGUGUCUACAGAGCUCCGUGAUGACGCGCAUUUCACGCUAGAAGCGGCGCUCAGCGGCUGCUCCAAAGAUUUGGUGAACCCACGCCUGCGCGUUUGGUUGGAGAAGCGAGACGAGCUUUUGGUCCGCAUGCGCGAGACCAUUGACAACCAAGACCUGCCGGGCAUCCGUGAGGUCAUCAAGGAUGGCGAGGAGCACGGCUUGCCAGAUAAAGAUCUGCAGGAGCCACGCAGCGCGGUGAAGAAGCUGGUGAAGUACAGCGAGGUGGGGAGCUUGUGGGAGCCAUUGCAGUCCAGCGAUGGAGAGCCGCCUGUGGUGCUGAUCCGAGGCUCUUGGCUGUGCUCGCUGGCCGCCUCUGGGGGUCGACUGCCCAGGCGCCAGGAGCUACCGGCGGAGGCGGUGUGGGACUGCCGGGAUUUGCAGGCCGACUCGGAGGAGUACGACCGGGGCCGGCACCAACUGGCGACCAAAGUGGUGGCGGUGUCGCACAGCCUUCAGCAUCCAGACCCCUCAGGGGUCCAGCUGCGCGCAGUGGCAAACCUGGCGCGAAGCUGUUUGCAAGACCUGGGCGAUGUGGACAUAGCGCUGUUCAUAGAUUACUGCAGCCUCUUCCAGGAGCCUCGCACACCUUCAGAAGAGGAGGUGUUCGAAGAAAGCUUGAAGCACGUGGCGUUGUGGUACGCGCACAAGCGGACCCAGGUUUGGGUGCUCACCGCCACAGCCUCAAGCGAGCUUCCGGACGCCACGCCGGUUCCUUAUGAGCAGCGCGGCUGGCCAAGCUUUGAGCGAAAUGUGGCGGAGCUUCUGGCAUGCGAGGGCGGCGCCGGCCAGUCCAUCCUGCUGGUGAGCGAGGCUGCCAUGGAGCUACUGGAGCGAGAGAUUGAGUGGCCUGAGGUGAUGAGAACCUUGAAGGCCAAGCAGGAGCCGCCCAAAGUGCCCUCGGCCUUCUGCGAUCUGUUGGCGACGAAGUCGUUUUCGGAGCAAAAGGACUUGAAGAUGCUUCAGGAUGCAUACUCAGUCGUGUUCGAGGAGACCAUGAACACAAUGAGAAACCUCGUCUACUGCGAUUUGGGCUGGGGAGACCGGGCGGCGGCAGACUUGGCCCUGGCUGUGAAGGCGUGCUUCUUGCUAGUGAACAUCAACCAAGGCAACAGUGUGGCCGAUGACGGCUGUGGCGUGCUUUUCGAAGCCUUCACUCAGUGCGUGUCUUUGGCGCAGAUCACCCUCCGUGCCAAUCGAGUUGGCGACAUCGGCGCACGGCACAUUGCUAUGCGCUUGCCACAAUGCCUCUCAGUGGAGGAGCUUGACUUGAGCUUCAACCGGAUUGGCAAUGCAGGGGCCGAAGAGUUCCUCCAUAUGUUCCAGAAUGGCCCGCAUCCGUCAAUGAAGGAGUUGCUGCUGAACAACAAUCUUGUGGGCUCAUCUUUGAAGUUGCAGCUCGCCAGCGUGGCGCAAGAAUGCCAGGGUAGUGAUUUCACCCUCCGUGUUUUGUGAGUUGGCCUGCGUCCGUUCUUUCAGGCUACCCUUAAUUGGUGGUUUGGAUUGGUG
Molecule: messenger RNA, 1909 nt
Organism: Effrenium voratum
Lineage: Eukaryota; Dinophyceae; Suessiales; Symbiodiniaceae
Source: the annotation of a GenBank genome assembly